AUGCGCCGACUACCCCUUCUGCCACUGGCUCCGGCGGCAUCGGCUCCGGUGGUGUUGGCGGCGAUAUUGAUGAGGGGCUUGUUAUCCGGACGCAGGAUUAUCACACAACGUAGGCAACUAUUUUGGCUGUCAUUGCUGUUGAAUAAUUCUUAUGCUGGUUACAUCCAGGAAUUAUGCUGUCAGCUAAAAAGAAAAGCCACACGCGAAGAAAAUAAUGCGGCUGAGUCGAGUGACUGUAUGAUUGUCACCACUGGAGUUACUGGCAAUCCGCUACUCACCCCAGUGUCUGGAAAAGCUGUUAAGAAUUCUAAAUCAAAGACUAAGAACAAUAAAGCUGGGCCUCAGACACCUACGCCAAAUGUUGAUCGUCGAAGAUGGAAAACAGCGGCAGUGACAAAGCACAAAUUGUUGGAGAGCGUUGGUUUCACGGCUGGACAAGGCGUCAGCGACAAUGUUCAGGCAGCCUGGCCGAAUCGUCUAGAGUCGCUGGUCGAGGAGGAACUUCAGGCUGUAGUGGUCGGUGCAAACGGUGAAAGUGUGACCCCACAGGUCAUGUGGAGCGAAGUCGUCAACCUCGAUGAAGAAAAGCUUGGCGCACCAGUGGCCCGGGACAUAAGGCUCAUCACAGUUGUAGUAGAUGUCUCACGACGCCGUUUGGCAAACUCGGCUGGAGUGAGAUGGAGAAGUGCUGGUGGUGCCGGGGUAGCUGAUGCCGGAGUUGGGGCAGGGGCAAUACAAGGCGCCGCUACACGAGUCCAAGGAGGCUGUGGCUGUGGCGCCGAAGAAGGUGCACGAUGGUGCCGCUCAUUCGCCUUGGCGAAGGCAAUACCGGAGUGGAGGUCAAUGGCCGCUGAAGCUCGCCGUCUUGGCAAAGGCCCUCAGGCAACCUUGUGGCUGGAAGCAAUCUGGGUGGAGGUGGUGGGUGGGCAGGACGUGCCUCAUGGUGGGCUGAGAGCGUGCAGUGAAGUCGUGCUGGUCUGGCCUGCGGGACUUCUGACAAAGAAGUUCAUCAAUUUGCUGAAGCAAGCUGAGGAUGGCAUUCUAGAUUUGAAUAAUGCUGCAGAAACACUAGAGGUUCAAAAGCGACGCAUAUAUGACAUCACAAAUGUCCUCGAAGGAAUUGGUCUUAUAGAAAAGACACUUAAAAACAGAAUUCGUUGGAAGGGCUUGGAUGAUUCAGGAGUGGAAUUAGAUAAUGGCCUUUCAGGUUUGCAGGAGCAAGCCUUAGAUGAGCGUAUAAGUGAUAUGCGCGAAAAGCUAAGGGGGUUAACGGAAGAUGAGAACAGUCAAAGAUGGCUCUAUGUGACGGAAGAUGAUAUCAAGGGAUUACCCUGCUUUCAGAAUGAAACUCUAAUUGCAAUAAAAGCUCCUCAUGGUACUACACUUGAAGUACCUGAUCCUGAUGAGGCUGGUGAUUAUCUCCAGAGGAGAUACAGAAUCGUAUUAAGAAGUACCCUGGGUCCAAUAGAUGUUUACUUAGUUAGUCAAUUUGACGAUGGAUUUGAGAAUUUGGGUGGUGCUGCAACACCUCCAAGGCAUACAAAUGUCCCAAAACCUGGACCUUGUGAAGACUUACAUGCAACAAACGCUACACAAAGCAGCAAAUCAAUCAAUGUGGAAUAUAAUAUUCAGCACAGGCAGAAUACUCCACAAGAUCCUAGUUCUUCAAAUGAUUAUGGAGGGAUGACAAGGAUAAUCCCUUCAGAUGUUAAUACUGAUGCUGAUUACUGGCUCCUAACAGAGGGUGAUGUUAGUAUUACUGACAUGUGGGAAACAGCACGUAUCCUUUGUUUGAUCAUUCAUUAA
Triticum turgidum subsp. durum (durum wheat) is the source of this 1806-nucleotide messenger RNA. The record is from the annotation of a GenBank genome assembly. Lineage: Eukaryota; Viridiplantae; Streptophyta; Magnoliopsida; Poales; Poaceae.